Molecule: messenger RNA, 213 nt
Organism: Mixia osmundae IAM 14324
Lineage: Eukaryota; Fungi; Basidiomycota; Mixiomycetes; Mixiales; Mixiaceae
Exons: 1
Source: RefSeq, a predicted model, not a curated record
UUGCUGGUCUUGCCCACGACCCGCUCACGCAUUGAGUACUCACCCGUCACCGGUCAUGUUGCGAUCAUAACCUCAAGGUGGCAGUGUCAGAGCGACUCGCUCGCGGGCCGCGAUGUACUGAUCUUCUUGUUGACAAACCGAUCAUCUCACGAGAGACGCGUGAUCCCCAUGCUGCGACACAUGGCAGACUCAGAGGCGGGCCAGGGUCAUUGA